Messenger RNA from Colletotrichum higginsianum IMI 349063, 807 nucleotides. RefSeq names its product Prp 4 c domain-containing protein. NCBI's taxonomy places the organism in Eukaryota, Fungi, Ascomycota, Sordariomycetes, Glomerellales, Glomerellaceae. The transcript has 2 exons. The record is from RefSeq and is a predicted model, not a curated record. The coding region runs from base 1 to 807 and encodes 268 amino acids.
AUGCAUAUCCGCUCUCUCGCCUCUCUGGCCUUCGUGGCCUUCGCCGCCCAGGCAUUCGCCCAGCAGACCAAGGUCUUCAAGCGCAGCAUCACCACGGGAAGGGAUUUGGGCUUCAUGCGCCGCGCCGAUGGCGGCUACCAGCCCGAAGAUGAGGUGUGCAACAAGGGCGGUAACACCUGCUCCGAGGCCUGCGGCGGUGGAUACCAGCAGUGCAAGUCUACUGACCAGGCCGUACACUGCUAUGACCCGACCGCUGGCGAGACUUGCUGUUCUACCACGACCGGAAACUCCUGCUUGACCUCUUUCUACUGCACUCAUGACACCAAGACCGAGACCUUCUGCUGUCCCAAUGGCAUGAACCUCGGCGAUUGCGCGACCAAGCACGGCGUCACUGGCCCACUCACUUCGGACGUCCCCAUUCCCACCACCACCUCGGUGCCGUCCACCAGCAAAAGCAGCACCGUGCCCCCGACCACCAGCAGCUCAGCGCCGCCAACCACGACCUCUUCUUCCCUUGUCGCUACCACCACAUCCACCUUCAUCUCCACCUCCACCACAUCGGAGGCUCCCAGCACCACUAUCGUCUCCACCAGCUUUUCCCCCAGCGCAGGCACCAGCACUGCCUUCUCAGCGAGCAAUGGUACCACCCUGGCCACGGCGUCCACCCGCACCAGCGCAAGGGGCACCCUCUUCCCUUCGGCGGCCGCCACAACCGCGGCAGCAUCCGGCGAGAACGCCGGAAGCAGCAACGGACCGGCCGGCAUGGCCGUCAUCCUCGGUGCCGCUUUUGUUGCUGCUCUGUUCUGA